Messenger RNA from Macadamia integrifolia, 4021 nucleotides. RefSeq lists its product as uncharacterized. Gene Ontology annotation, cellular component: cytoplasm. Bases 28 to 3378 code for a protein of 1116 amino acids. The record is from RefSeq and is a predicted model, not a curated record. Lineage: Eukaryota; Viridiplantae; Streptophyta; Magnoliopsida; Proteales; Proteaceae. Gene Ontology annotation, biological process: signal transduction; protein phosphorylation. The transcript is spliced from 9 exons. Gene Ontology annotation, molecular function: protein binding; ATP binding; protein kinase activity.
UCUCUCUCUCUCACUCUCUUUGCAGAAAUGGAAGAACUUCCACUCUCUCGCCACAAGAAGCCUACAUCUGUACAGAAAAUCAAGCUUCUUUGCAGCUUCAAUGGUUCCUUUCUACCGAGGCCACCUUCUGGGAAGCUACGCUACGUUGGUGGCGAAACUCGUAUCAUCUCUGUCGACAGGAACGUUGGUUUCUUGCGACUUCGAUCCAAGAUAUUGGAGCUUUGCCCUCUCAAUCCUUCAUUCUCUCUCAAGUACCAGCUCCCUGAAUCUGACGGUGUCGAUGGAUAUGCCCCCCUAGUUUUAAUAACCACGGACGAGGAUGCUAGGUGCAUGAUCGAUGAGUACGAUAAGCUCCUGUCUCACGGCAAGCCUCGACGUCUUUGGCUAUUCGUCUGCAACGAUAACGGGGAAGUUAAAACAGAGGCGAAACCCUGCAUGAACGGGGUCGUUGGUUUGGGUGAUCGUUUGUGUGGGUUUGCAGCAGAAACUGAGUCCUCUGUCCCCCAUUUGGCCAGAAUUCAGAAUUCUGAUCACUUCUUUCCAAACCACUCUUUAGCACCCAAGAUUCCCAUGAUUCAGAAUGUUGAACUCCGUUCCGAGGAUUCACUCAGAAAAAUGGUGUUAGAACAACAGAUUAUGGCAAGACAGGAAGCUGGAUUUCAAAGUCCUCAUGGCUUUUUCAUCUCGAAAACCUCUGAACGGGAAAAUCCGUUUCCGUCCACCUGCUCUGUUGGAGUCCAAGGAGAAAUAACCUAUGAACCACUAGUUCCAUCAAGCCACCCAACCAAUGUUCAUAGUUUUCGCGACUCCUAUGGCUUGAAUGUGUUGGACUACAAUCUCCCUGUGACUUGCAAACUGAGUCAUUCUCUGAGCGGUUUAAACCCCUCACCAGAAUCUCACUUACAGUCUUUAAAUCUGAAUGGUGGACAUCUAGGACUGCAGAGGAAUCGUUCUAUUCAAUUUCUGCCUAGUAGAUUUGGUGAAGGCUUGGCUAAUGGUGGUAAAUUCAAUGCUGGCAGUUCUGAUCAAUCGGUUGCAACAGUUAAGUUCUUGAAGCAAAUACAGAGUCCUAAUAUAGCAUCAAUGACCGCUGGCAUUAAUGUUGAACAGGGUCGCCAAAACAUUGAGCGUGUUCCCAUGGGAGUACUGAAUGGGGAAAAUGUUAUGCCAUGGACUACCUGUUUUGAUUCAGUGGAGACAUGUAGAACUCCGGUUGGAGGCAGCAAUCAGUUCUUUGGAGGGGUCUCUCCGUUGAAGCCUUCUGUUACCUACGACAGGGCAUCAGGAAAUUAUCAGUGCGGAGUCCGAAUUCAUCGAUUUGGUGCAGGAGACGUUAGAAAUCAACGGCUGAAUUCACAUUAUGUGCGAAACCAUCGUGGUAAUCUACUACUAGAGAUGGGGAACCAUCGAGCCAUUGGGCUUGAUGGCAAGCCUUGUUUCUCGAAGUGGUAUCCUGGGCUUAGGCCGAGUUCAAACAUUUCGAAACAUGGGCAGGCUAUGCGAUCAAAUCUUGCCCUUUAUUGGAAGCCUUGGUCAGGUGCCCUUGAGCAUGCACAGGAAGGUAUGGCAUUGAAGAUAGAAUCUAGCAAGGAUGCCCAACCUCCCUUCAAUCUCAAAAGUGGUAGAGGACUUUUGAGAACACGAAUUUUGCAGCCAACUGAUGGGAGAUAUCCAGUUGAUCAUGUAAGUGGGCAGGGCGGCCUACUAGCUACAGGAAGUCCAAACCCUCCUAGGGACCAUUUAGUUUUCCAUGGUAUGAGCCAUGGCUCAUGUUACCAACCUCUCCAGCCUCAUAAUUCAGUUAAGAACCCAGUUCAGUGCUUCAAGCAUAUGACUACUGCAGAGGAUCUCUCAAGUGAUCUAAAUCACACAAAGCAUGAAACUCCAUCUCAGACGGUGUGCAACAAUUCCCAUGCAAUUCCAGUUGAUAGCUUCCAUCACCCUUUAAUUGGUAAGCAAAAUGGUCAUGAGUUGAGUAAGAAGCCAUUACUCAUGGAUCCAAUAGAAGACGUUGAGUUCAGUACAUGUUCCAUUGACCGAGGCUGCUUCAAUGGCUCCAAGUUGGGUGAUAAGAGCCGAUGUCCUUUGUCGGAUAAAAAAACAGGACUAGAUCCCAAGACAGGUGUUAAAACAUUAACCCGUAAUCCCGAUUGUAUUGAUAUUUCAUCGGGCGUGCAUCUUUCUUUGGAUAAUCUUUCACUGUCGAUAUCCAAAGAAUUGGAGCCCCCAACUCUUCCACCUUCCCCUGCCAGAGAUGAUGUUUUGGAAUCCUUGCCUAGGUGUGAAAUGGAUCUCCAACAAAGUUCUCCAGAUACCAUGGAUGAAGGCCACCUUAGCUCAAACUCAAGCAUUGGGAAAUCAAAUGGACUAGGAUCUAAUUGUUCCAUCAAGAAUCCAGCUGCAAAGUUGAGUAAAGAUCUUGGUCUCAAAGAGGACAACCAGGCUGAGCUCAAGGGAUCUCACACGUGCUCUAAGAUAGAUGGUGGAAUCCGUAAUGAUCUUGAAUCCUUUUACACCCAUUUAGCUACUCAAGAAUUGCAGGCCAUUAAAAAUUCUGACCUUGAAAAUAUAAGAGAGCUUGGUUCUGGCACAUAUGGAACUGUUUAUUAUGGGAAGUGGAAGGGAUCUGAUGUUGCCAUCAAGCGCAUAAAGCCAAGUUGCUUUACUGGAGGUGAAGAGGAUCGAUUGAUUGCAGAUUUUUGGAAGGAAGCUCAUAUGCUAAGUCAGCUUCACCAUCCAAAUGUGGUGGCAUUCUAUGGUGUGGUUACUGAUGGACCAGUGACAAAUUUAGCAACGGUGACAGAGUUCCUGGUGAAUGGCUCCCUCAGGCAUGUUCUAAGAAGAAAAGAUCGAACAAUUGAUCGUCGGAAAAGGCUAAUUAUAGCAAUGGAUGCAGCCUUUGGCAUGCAAUAUCUGCAUGAGAAGAACGUUGUCCAUUUUGAUUUGAAGUCUCAUAACUUCUUGGUGAAUAUGAGGGAUCCCCACCGACCAGUAUGCAAGAUUGGGGAUCUUGGCUUGUCAAAAAUUAAACAGAGAACACUAGUAUCUGGUGGGGUAAGAGGAACUAUACCUUGGAUGGCUCCUGAGCUUUUGACCAGUAAAGACAGGAUGGUAACUGAAAAGGUUGAUGUGUACUCAUUUGGGAUAGUUAUGUGGGAACUUUUAACUGGGGAUGAACCUUAUGCAGACAUGCGUUCAGAGGAGAUAAUCGCUGGUAUAAUCAAAGGUGAUCUACGACCUGAGGUCCCUAGCUGGUGUGAACCUACAUGGAGGUCAUUGAUGGAGAGGUGUUGGUCAUCUGAUCCUGAAUUAAGGCCAGGUUUUCCAGAGAUUGCUAAGGAGCUACGUGCCAUGUCAGCGGCUAUCAACAUCAAGUGACUACCGAGCUGGACCACUAGUUGAAAUGGAUAUUGAUCAUUUAGUUGAGCAUAACCAAUUGAAAGGUUGAUCAUGUAAAUAUGAUUAGAACAGCAGGUAUAGAAGCAUCCUGAGACGUGAACAAAUUCGCCGUCCGGUGUCUCAUGUUUGACCUGAAGUCCUGAACAUAUUGACUGGGUUCAGGUAGAACCGUUGAAGUUCGAAUGUAUUGGGACUGGUUCUGCAGCUUUAUAGUUAAUAUAGGAGGAAGGACGAUUGGAAUUCAGAUGAGUACUCGAAAAAUUGGUCAAGUAAAAGAGAGCUUGUAUGUUUCCUGGUAGUCCCGGCUACUGAUCCUUGAAUGUUUUAUAGAAUGCUAAUAUUCAUUGAUUUGUGAUUUCAGUACUCUCUCUCGCCUGUGUGCACGAAUAGAGAGAAAUCCAGAUCCCACCAGUGGAGGUCUUUCCUGUAUGAUUAUAAGGAUAAUGGUAAUUGCAAUUGUGUAUGCUGCUACCAAAUAAUGAUAGACAAUUGCACCUUUGUUUUUUUGGGACAAAACUAAUGUGUGAGAGAGUGUUUUUAAAAACUAUUCAUGUAAGAUAUGGGUGAGAACUGCAAACUGAAUUCAGCCUUAAAUUUUCAGCAUUAAUGAGAGUUCCUUGCA